AUGAAGUUCCUCACAUUAACUUCUCUGGUCACCGGCGCCUUGGCCGGCGUGAUCUUUGACCGUGACUUGCCCACCAUUCAGGGUGUUUUGACAACCGUUGGCACUAACCUGGUUGGCCUUGAUACCGCAGUCAAGGCCUUCACCGGUGACCCAACCAACGUGUUGACAGCUUCAAACACCCUGAUUCAGGCACUCAAGGAUGGCAAGGCCAAGGUUGACCCCACCGGUCAGUUGUCUCUGACCGACGCCCUUGGUCUCCAGGCUCCUGUAAAGGACUUGCAAGCCAAGGGUGACGCCCUCCUUGCCGAUCUCAAGGCCAAGAAGGAUGCUAUUGCCCAGAAUGGCCUUUGCGAGGCUACCUUCCUUCAAGCCAGCUCCAUCAAUACGGCUUCUCAAGCUCUCAUUGACACCGUCAUCUCCAAGGUCCCCGAGGCUGCGCAGGAUAUAGCGAAGAGUCUUGCUGCCGGUCUUGUAGCAGACCUCAAGGCCGCACAGGAUGCCUUCAGCCCAGCUAACUGCAAGGACACCGGAACUCCUCCCCCUACUUCUUCGGCCCCUGGAACUUCUCCUCCAGCUACUACUACUCCCCCAGUUACUACUCCUCCUAACACUUCUACUCCUCCUACGACCACGACACCCCCUCCCGGCAGUGAUACUUGCCCUGCCGCUCAGACUGUCACCGUCACCGCCAUCGACACCAAGGACUGCACUCCCACUCCUACUUGCACGACCAAGGCACCUGUGACGGUCACCACUACCAAGAAGGCAUGCCCUACCAAGGCGAAUCUGCCGUGGUAA
Pochonia chlamydosporia 170 is the source of this 798-nucleotide messenger RNA. Its product is annotated as cell wall galactomannoprotein Mp2/allergen F17-like protein. Gene Ontology annotation, cellular component: extracellular region. The record is from RefSeq and is a predicted model, not a curated record. The coding region runs from base 1 to 798 and encodes 265 amino acids. NCBI's taxonomy places the organism in Eukaryota, Fungi, Ascomycota, Sordariomycetes, Hypocreales, Clavicipitaceae. The transcript has a single exon.